UCCAAUUCCAUGCUUCUUGUCUCCCGUUUCCCCUUCGAUUUUGCUCGGCGAUUCUCUGCCGGAGUCCGGCUGAGCUUGGCGGAGGCUGAGAAAAUUAGGGUUAGAGAUGCCGAUAGAAAUGCCGAGAGGGUUGCCGUUCUCGGUGGACACGUGGAGUGUGAGAUCCCAGAUGAAACGGCACCAUUUCUUGACUCACGCCCACAAGGAUCAUUCCUCGGGAAUCUUGACCCACUCAUCUUUCCCGAUUUACUGCACCGGUCUCACGAAAUCGCUUCUCCUCAACCAAUACCCUCAGCUUGAUGAGUCGUUGUUUCUGAGAAUUGAAGUGGGGCAAUCAAUUUUUAUCGAUGACCCAGAUUGUGAAUUCACGGUUACAGCUUUCGAUGCCAAUCACUGUCCAGGUGCUGUGAUGUUCUUAUUUGAAGGCAACUUCGGAAGCAUCUUACACACAGGAGACUGUAGGCUUACCCCUGAGUGUUUAUAUUGUUUACCUGAAAAGUACAUCAGCAAGAAAGGGAUACAACCUACUCAACGCCUUGAUUAUGUUUUCUUGGAUUGCACAUUUGGCAAGUUCCGCCAGCCACUUCCAUGCAAGCGUUCGUCAAUUCAGCAGGUGAUUAACUGUAUAUGGAAGCACCCUGCUGCAACUGUCGUGUACCUGACUUGUGACCUUCUUGGUCAGGAGGAUAUAAUGGUCAGUGUGUCCCAGGCAUUUGGUUCCAAGAUAUUUGUGGAUAAAGUUGCCAACCCUGAGCUGUUUGGAGCUUUGAAUCUUACAGUACCUGAGAUCCUUACCCAAGAUGAAUCUUCUCGUUUCCACGUGUUUGAUGGGUUCCCCAACCUGUACAAACGUGCAGCAGUGAAGCUUGCUGAGGCCAGAGCAAACUCCCAGCCGGAGCCCCUUAUUGUCCGUGCUUCAGCACAGUGGUACGCAUGUGAUGAAGAGUAUUCAUGUACUGGCAGUGAAGGAAAAUUGAGAUUUGAUACAGCUGUAAAAGACCUAUCUGGUGUUUGGCAUGUAUGUUACUCCAUGCAUUCGUCCAGGGAAGAACUGGAGUGGGCUCUUCAACUUCUUGCACCAAGAUGGGUUGCAUCAACCACCACUCCCAGUUGUUCAGCUAUGGAGUUGGAUUAUGUGAGAAAGCAUUGCCUCGCCAGCAGAUUAACUCCAGGCGACCCUCUAUGGAAGCUUCUCGACAUUCGUGUGGAUGAUGAUGAUGUAUCGAUACAAUGUACAGGUAAGAAUUCUCCUGUGGUUGAGCGGGUGCCUGCUGAAAUGGUGGGAGGAGAAUCUCCUACGAAAUCGAAGAACGGAUCUUUCUCCAAGCUGCCCUGUACUUUGCCCCUAUACGAAGGGCAAACGGUUACUUUAUUUGGCAGAGCUAGACUUAGGAUUGAAGAUUCAUUUGAGAAAUGUGGACAAUUGGUUUCAGACAAGAAAGGCAGGGAGCUCAAGGUUGAAAUAGCCCGUGAAGAGGAAAGUGAUAAGGUAAAAGUGAAACAACAAGUGGAGCAUAGUAGUGUCUGUGGAGAAGAACUAUCAGAGAAAGAUGGGUCUAAGGUUUCUUCUUCUGGUGCUGCUAGUGGAUCCUCGAACAACUUGGGUGAAAACUUGAAGAGGUACUACAGGUCCAUGAACGUGCCUGUGCCUCGGCCACUUCCGUCGUUGCUCAAACUUCUGGACAAUCACAAGAGAAGAACAAAGAGGAGAUUUUGAUUAUUAGAACUCAGAUUCAUCGGCAACCACAUCAAAAUAUUGCUACAGGGGAGAUCUCAAAUGAAUAUUGAAGGUGAGAUGGGACGUGGUAACCAUAAGUGCAAGUAUUAUGGUGCUUCAUUAUUCUUGCUUUGGAUUCGUUCAACAAAAAGGAACCAGGCUAGUUGCCAGCCUUUGAUCAUUGCCAUGUUACGGGUGCAAGAGAUUCAUUAUUCGAUGAUUCUUUUGGUGACUGUCUUAGAUGCUUCCAUUACUUGGUGUUCCUAUGGUUCGUUUGGAUCAAAGAUUUGAAAAGAUAGAAGAUUUGUGUCAAAUAUCGGGAUUUGUAAAAUGAUGGAUUGGUUGUG
Linum tenue is the source of this 2064-nucleotide messenger RNA. The record is from the annotation of a GenBank genome assembly. Lineage: Eukaryota; Viridiplantae; Streptophyta; Magnoliopsida; Malpighiales; Linaceae.